GGGAAAAGCAAGGUUCGUUUCCGAGUUAGCAACCUGUAAAUACAGGAUUAGUGGGUGGGAUUGAGGUGUGCUCUGGUGCAUAAAUAGAGGCUCAGCAGUGCGGGCACACUCAGAAGCUUGGACCGCAUCCUGGCCGCCGGCUCACACAAGCAGAUUUACCAUGGAGAAAAUUUCAGUGUCAGCGUUUUUGCUCUUUGUGGCUCUCUCUUACACUCUGGCCAAAGAUACCACAGUCAAGCCUGGAGCUAAAAAGGACACAAAGGACUCGCAACCCAAACUGCCCCAGACCCUCUCCAGAGGUUGGGGUGAUCAACUCAUCUGGACUCAGACAUAUGAGGAAGCUUUAUACAAAUCCAAGACAAGCAACAAACCCUUGAUGAUUAUUCACCACUUGGACGAAUGCCCACACAGUCAAGCUUUAAAGAAAGUGUUUGCUGAAAAUAAAGAAAUCCAGAAGUUGGCAGAGCAGUUUGUCCUCCUCAAUCUAGUUUAUGAGACAACAGACAAACACCUUUCUCCUGAUGGCCAGUAUGUCCCCAGAAUCAUGUUUGUUGACCCAUCCCUGACAGUCAGAGCUGACAUCACUGGAAGAUACUCAAAUCGCCUCUAUGCUUAUGAGCCUUCAGACACAGCUCUGUUGCUUGACAACAUGAAGAAAGCUCUCAAGUUGCUGAAGACAGAAUUGUAAAGAAAACAAAACCACAAGCCCCUCCCUCUGUGGUAGGCCUUCAGAUUUGAAACCAGGAGAGAUUCUAGAAGACUGGAGAAUGCAGAAGCACUGGUGGUCAUACUAACUAGGUUAUGGUCUAAUGUUACAACAACUUUUUUUUUUAAAUUUGGUUUAAGGAAUGUGUACUUGAAAACGUUAGUGUAUACUACCAUAGUGAGCCAUGAUUUUCUAAGAAAUAAAUCCUUUUGGAGGUGU
Messenger RNA from Carlito syrichta (Philippine tarsier), 925 nucleotides. RefSeq names its product anterior gradient 2, protein disulphide isomerase family member (gene AGR2). The transcript has 8 exons. Gene Ontology annotation, molecular function: dystroglycan binding. NCBI's taxonomy places the organism in Eukaryota, Metazoa, Chordata, Mammalia, Primates, Tarsiidae. Gene Ontology annotation, cellular component: endoplasmic reticulum. The coding region runs from base 161 to 688 and encodes 175 amino acids. The record is from RefSeq and is a predicted model, not a curated record.